Molecule: messenger RNA, 2345 nt
Organism: Propithecus coquereli (Coquerel's sifaka)
Lineage: Eukaryota; Metazoa; Chordata; Mammalia; Primates; Indriidae
Gene: SRP68
Product: signal recognition particle 68kDa
Exons: 15
Coding region: 14-1747 (577 amino acids)
Biological process (GO): SRP-dependent cotranslational protein targeting to membrane
Cellular component (GO): signal recognition particle, endoplasmic reticulum targeting
Molecular function (GO): endoplasmic reticulum signal sequence receptor activity; 7S RNA binding; signal recognition particle binding
Source: RefSeq, a predicted model, not a curated record
GCGCAGGGGUAAGAUGGCUGCUGAGAAGCAGGUUCCUGGCGGCGGCGGCGGUGGCAGCGGCAGCGGCGGUAGUGGCGGUGGGCGCGGUGCCGGAGGAGAAGAAAAUAAAGAAAACGAACGCCCCUCAGCUGGAUCGAAGGCAAACAAAGAAUUUGGGGAUAGCCUGAGUUUGGAGAUUCUUCAGAUUAUUAAGGAAUCCCAGCAGCAGCAUGGUUUACGGCAUGGAGAUUUUCAGAGGUACAGGGGCUACUGUUCUCGUAGACAAAGACGUCUCCGAAAAACACUCAACUUCAAGAUGGGGAACAGACACAAAUUCACAGGAAAAAAAGUGACUGAAGAUCUUCUGACUGAUAAUAGGUAUAGGAAGAUCGAGCAGGGUGCUGGUGGUUUGGUGUCGGAGCAGUUCUUCCUUUUCAUCCCUUCACAGGCUUACACUGCCUACCUCUCAGGAAUGCUGCGUUUCGAACAUCAGGAGUGGAAAGCUGCCAUUGAGGCUUUUAACAAAUGCAAAACUAUCUACGAGAAGCUAGCCAGUGCUUUCACAGAGGAGCAGGCUAUAUUGUAUAACCAACGUGUAGAAGAGAUCUCGCCCAACAUCCGCUACUGUGCAUAUAAUAUUGGGGACCAGUCAGCUAUCAAUGAACUCAUGCAGAUGAGACUGAGGUCUGGGGGCACUGAGGGUCUCCUUGCUGAAAAAUUGGAGGCAUUGAUCACUCAGACUCGAGCCAAACAGGCAGCUACCAUGAGUGAAGUGGAAUGGAGAGGGAGAACAGUUCCAGUGAAGAUCGACAAAGUGAGGAUCUUUUUAUUGGGAUUGGCUGAUAAUGAAGCAGCCAUUGCCCAGGCUGAAAGUGAGGAAACCAAGGAGCGUCUGUUUGAGUCCAUGCUCAGCGAGUGUCGGGACGCCAUCCAGGCUGUUCGGGAAGACCUCAAGCCAGACCAGAAACAGAGAGAUUACACCCUUGAAGGGGAGUCAGGAAAGGUGUCUAAUCUUCAAUACCUGCACAGCUACCUGACUUACAUCAAGCUGUCGACAGCAAUCAAGCGCAAUGAGAACAUGGCCAAAGGGCUGCAGAAGGCCCUGUUGCAGCAGCAGCCAGAAGAUGACAGCAAGCGCUCCCCCCGGCCCCAGGACCUGAUCCGGCUCUAUGACAUCAUUCUACAGAAUUUGGUGGAAUUGCUCCAGCUUCCUGGCUUAGAGGAGGACAAAGCCUUCCAGAAGGAGAUAGGUCUCAAGACACUGGUGUACAAGGCUUACAGGUGUUUUUUCAUUGCUCAGUCCUACGUGUUGGUGAAGAAGUGGAGUGAAGCCCUUGUCCUGUACGAUAGAGUCCUGAAAUAUGCAAAUGAAGUAAAUUCCGAUGCUGGAGCCUUCAAGAACAGCCUAAAGGACCUGCCUGACGUGCAAGAGCUCAUCUCUCAAGUGCGGUCAGAGAAGUGCUCCCUGCAGGCCGCUGCCAUUCUAGAUACCAACGACUCCCAUCAAACAGAAACUUCCUCCCAAGUCAAGGACAAUAAGCCUCUGGUUGAACGGUUUGAGACAUUUUGCCUGGACCCUUCCCUCGUCACCAAACAAGCCAACCUUGUGCACUUCCCGCCAGGCUUCCAGCCCAUCCCUUGCAAGCCUCUGUUCUUUGACCUGGCCCUCAACCACGUGGCUUUCCCACCCCUUGAGGACAAGUUGGAGCAGAAGACCAAGAGUGGCCUCACUGGAUACAUCAAAGGCAUCUUUGGUUUCAGGAGCUAACCAGGCUCUUCCUCGGGGGAAGGGGGAGAUGCCAACUUUUAAUCUGUAUUGUGAGAAAAUCCCAGCAAGUUCCAUGACAUUAAAUCCAGGUCUGCAUUGGUCCAGGGUGGGAGUUUAACAUCUUCAGCCCUGUGUUCCUACGUCUCGUGUGUGUGUGCACUUACAUUCUUAACCAGUGUGUUAGGAGGGCACCCUGUCGUCUUCUGGUAGGCGUGUUCGGGGUCGUUCUGUCUCCUGCACCUCCUGCGAGAGGGGCCACUGUGAGCCAUGACUGAUUCCCUUCGGUUAGUGAUGCAUUCGGGGGUCCACACCAGGCACAGAUGGGGCCUCGGAACAGUCUGUCAAGUUUCUUCAGUACCAUGGAUUUGAAGCGAACUCAUCCUUGCUGUGAGCAUCCAGAAUCCCUUGAACAGUUUGUCUAUGACGGAAACAUUGGCAACGUCACCCCCAGAAUUACGGUCAGCCUGUAUUCCCCUUCACCUCCAAGCAAAUGCUAAGAAGUUUCAGAACAAGCAGAGAGCUCUAUUUUUAGAAGAAAUAUGUUACACUCAGAAAUGAUGAAACCAAAUCUUAUAUUAAAAGGCAAAGAUGGUGGAGA